AUGGUCUGGCCUUUCUCUUCCAGCAAAUCGGCGGAUGCCUCCUCGUCGUCUGCACCAUCGCAGCCUGCAUUUGAAGCCGUCGCGCCUGCACCCGUAGACACCACUGUCAACAACAACAACAGCAGCCCAGCCUCGGACAGCCCUACCGACUAUCUCCGCAGCCAUGCUUUCCAGCAGCCCUCCUCUCCAUCAUCAUCAUCUACAUCAUCCACAUCAACCUCUGGCGCUGAAUACGUCCCCAACGCCGCCUCCCUCCUCGGCGAUACAUCGCUCAACCUCGGCGCGCUCUCGCCGCUCGCAGGCCUUGGUAAGGACGAUCUCGAGUACCUCGACUUGACCGAUGGUGCACCGUCGAGCAUGGAGGGCGCACGAACCGCCGUCCCCUCCCGAGGUUGGUCCGACGAUCUCUGCUACGGUACAGGCACCACCUACCUAUCCGGCCUCGCCAUCGGUGGUCUCCUCGGCGCAAGGGAAGGCUUCUUCCGUCCUCUUGGCGUCGACAACCCUACGUUCCGUCUGCGACUCAAUGCCGUGCUCAACCAGGUCACCCGACGUGGCGCCUUCUUCGGCAACUCGGCAGGUGUCGUCGCUCUCAUCUACAACCUCGUCGAUGCCUCCAUCGAUGGCGUUCGAGGCAAGCACGACAUUUACGGUGCCGUAGCCGCCGGUGGCUUGUCCGGCGCUCUCUUCAAGUGCACCGCUGGUGUGCGUCCCAUGGCAGUUGCAAGCACCAUCAUGAUGGGCGCCGCUGCCACAUGGACCAUGGCCAAGCAGUCUCUCCUCUAA
Molecule: messenger RNA, 786 nt
Organism: Pseudozyma hubeiensis SY62
Lineage: Eukaryota; Fungi; Basidiomycota; Ustilaginomycetes; Ustilaginales; Ustilaginaceae
Exons: 1
Coding region: 1-786 (261 amino acids)
Biological process (GO): protein import into mitochondrial matrix
Cellular component (GO): mitochondrial inner membrane; TIM23 mitochondrial import inner membrane translocase complex
Molecular function (GO): transmembrane protein transporter activity
Source: RefSeq, a predicted model, not a curated record